Microcebus murinus (gray mouse lemur) is the source of this 1328-nucleotide messenger RNA. RefSeq names its product sperm microtubule inner protein 5 (gene SPMIP5). The record is from RefSeq and is a predicted model, not a curated record. NCBI's taxonomy places the organism in Eukaryota, Metazoa, Chordata, Mammalia, Primates, Cheirogaleidae.
CCCCCGCGGGGUGAGCGCACAAAGGCCUGGCAGGAGGUGGAGGCCGGGAGGCUGGCACAGAGGCUGGGGUGGGCAGGAGGCCCCACCAGGCAUGAUCCAGGCCGGCCCAGAGAGAGGAACCAUGGAAUCUUCCAAGACCUUCAUGAGAAAGCUGCCAGUCACACCAGGCUACAGUGGCUUUGUGCCGUUCCUUAGCUGCCAGGGAACCGCCAAGGAAGAUGACAUGGGCCACUGUCUGAAAACCUUCCAGGAGAACACCCAGCGCUAUAAAGACCAGCUGGAGGAAUUUCGCUGCUCUGUGGCCACCGCCCCGAAACUGAAGCCUGUCAACUCCGAGAACACGGUCCUGCGGGCGCUGCACCAGUACUACCGGCAGUACCACCCCAUGGUCCUGGAAUGCAAAUACUUAAAGAAACCUCUCCAGGAGCCCCCGAUCCCUGGCUGGGGGGGCUACCUGCCGAGAGCCAGGGUCACUGAACUUGGCUGUGCCACAAGGUAUACGGUCAUGGCCAAAAACUGCUACAAGGACUUCCUGGACCUCAUAGAGCGGGCUGAGAGAGCGCGUCUGAAACCAUAUGAGGAAACAUAUGGAGUUACCUCCACACAACCUUCUGCUCCUUCUCCAAGAGUUUUGCCACAUGAAGAGCUGCUGCCAGUAUAUCCAGAUUUCUCUGUUCCAGAUGGAAGCUGCCCUGGUCUUGAAAGACCCCUAGGAGAGGACCCCAGAUCUCUGACGAUGUGUGGCUGUACUCAGAGGCCAAAUUUGCCAUCCUACAGGAAGAUUUAUCUAGAGCCACUCUGUUCAGCAAAGCAUGCAGAGGCUAGAAACCCAGAAUCUCCCAAGGAGAGGCACUCUGACCUCCCUGGGCAGCCAUCAGCUCCCAGAAGAAAUCAAAAGCCGUUCCUGGGACAACCAGGCUGUUGGCAUCAGGAAGCUCAAAGAUGUGCCCAGCUGAAAGAUGCAGCAAGCUCCUCCUGCGAUUUUUUCCCAAGGCAAGAAUUUUACCUGGGCUCCCAAGGGUAGAAACCAGGAGAUGGGAGAACUUUGAUGAGAAAAAAGUUACAUCUUUGUUUUCAUUAACCUCCAAGUGGAAUUUAGUAUUUCCUUCAUUUAUGAAUGUAAGCAACAGACUACAGCAUCACCUGUCACUCAGCCCGAUAGUCAUCGCAGAUCUUUUCAUAUCAUGUGACAGUUGUUUCAAACAGCUUAAAACAAUGUUAAAGCUCAUCACUACUUUACAAUCAUAGUAGUUAUUAGGGCUACUAUAACUACUCUCUAACAUUGUUAUUCAAUAUAUGAAUAAAGAAACAAAUGGUUAUUUUAUAAA